Messenger RNA from Stylophora pistillata, 2505 nucleotides. RefSeq lists its product as uncharacterized. The record is from RefSeq and is a predicted model, not a curated record. NCBI's taxonomy places the organism in Eukaryota, Metazoa, Cnidaria, Anthozoa, Scleractinia, Pocilloporidae.
CCUUCAAUAGUUACCUUUAUGAAUCAUGUCCUAAUGUAAUGUUAAGAAUGGAAGAACACUGUCUUUUUUUCCUGCCUUCGCUUUUAUUAACUGUUCUGUGGGGAGGAUGGCUUCCAUGCUUUACAGAAGGAAACCAAGGUGUUCAUUGUCGAAGUCUUAGGUUUGAGAAGCCACGUAAAGGAUAUGCUCUGCAACAACACGUUUUCAAACAAAUCACUUUACACCUGGGAAUUGAGCCCAAUCGCAACUGCAAAAAUAGGUGCCUCAUGGAAAAUACCUGUGUGUCCGUGAACAUCGGUCCACCCAACAAGAAUGGCCACAGAGUCUGUCAACUGAGUGAUUCUGACCACAUUCAGCAUCCUGAUGACCUAAAACCACUAGAAGGAUAUCGGUAUUGGAAUACAAAGAAUCCAUGCUCAAGUAGCCCUUGUCUUCCUAAUGCAACCUGCCUAAAUGGGUUUACGGAUAAAGGGUACAUUUGCCUGUGUCAAGGUGGUCACAAGGAAGAAAAUUGUGAGAAAAAAGCAUUCAUAGCCACUUUUACAAAUCUCGAUGCCACUGGAAUGUAUGGUCCAACAACUCUAGGCAGUCAGUACUCAGGUCAGGACCAUGACGGACAAGUCACACUGUCCAGCGGUAUUCAACGAUGGACCGUACCGUACACUGGUGACUACAGAAUAAAAGCAAUUGGAGCAGCAGGAGGAUACGAUGUACAUCCUAACAGCUCUCAGUACCGAGGUAGAGGAGCAAAAAUGAUUGGAACAUUCCGCCUAAACAAGAGCGAAGUCAUCCGGAUACUUGUAGGUCAAGAAGGAGGAAUAAACAAGAAGAACGAAUCCUCUGGAGGUGGCGGAGGUACAUUCGUAGUUAGAGGAGCCAACAUACCUUUGAUAAUAGCUGGAGGCGGAGGAGGGAUAGACUCUGUAAACUCAAGGCAUGAAGGAUGUGACGCCAGCACAAACGCAACAGCGAAUCCUGGGUACGAUUCCUGGUCAGGGGGGAACAAUGGACAUGGUGCGCAGACUGCUGACGAUGAUGGUAACUCAGGUGGUGGUGGUGGCGGGUUUUUCUCCAGUGGAAGAAGUGGAAGGAACUUUAACGGAACCAUGGGAGAGGGUGGAGAAGGUGAUGCUUGUCACUAUAAAUCUCACCAAUCACUUGCAGGUGUUCAUUGUCGAAGUCUUAGGUUUGAGAAGCCACGUAAAGGAUAUGCUCUGCAACAACACGUUUUCAAACAAAUCACUUUACACCUGGGAAUUGAGCCCAAUCGCAACUGCAAAAAUAGGUGCCUCAUGGAAAAUACCUGUGUGUCCGUGAACAUCGGUCCACCCAACAAGAAUGGCCACAGAGUCUGUCAACUGAGUGAUUCUGACCACAUUCAGCAUCCUGAUGACCUAAAACCACUAGAAGGAUAUCGGUAUUGGAAUACAAAGAAUUCAUGCUCAAGUAGCCCUUGUCUUCCUAAUGCAACCUGCCUAAAUGGGUUUACGGAUAAAGGGUACAUUUGCCUGUGUCAAGGUGGUCACAAGGAAGAAAAUUGUGAGAAAAAAGCAUUCAUAGCCACUUUUACAAAUCUCGAUGCCACUGGAAUGUAUGGUCCAACAACUCUAGGCAGUCAGUACUCAGGUCAGGACCAUGACGGACAAGUCACAUUGUCCAGCGGUAUUCAACGAUGGACCGUACCGUACACUGGUGACUACAGAAUAAAAGCAAUUGGAGCAGCAGGAGGAUACGAUGUACAUCCUAAAAGCUCUCAGUACCGAGGUAGAGGAGCAAGAAUGAUUGGAACAUUCCGCCUAAACAAGAGCGAAGUCAUCCGGAUACUUGUAGGUCAAGAAGGAGAUAUAAACAAGAAGGACGAAUCCUCUGGAGGUGGCGGAGGUACAUUCGUAGUUAGAGGAGCCAACAUACCUUUGAUAAUAGCUGGAGGGGGAGGAGGGAUAGACUCUGUAAAAUCAAGGCAUGAAGGAUGUGACGCCAGCACAAACGCAACAGCGAAUCCUGGGUACGAUUCCUGGUCAGGGGGGAACAAUGGACAUGGUGCGCAGACUGCUGACGAUGAUGGUAACUCAGGUGGUGGUGGUGGCGGGUUUUUCUCCAGUGGAAGAAGUGGAAGGAACUUUAACGGAACCAUGGGAGAGGGUGGAGAAGGUGGUAAGGGAUUUCUUCAGGGAGGGGUGGGUGGAAGAGCCAGGUGUUACGAUAUCGCUGGUGGGUUUGGUGGAGGAGGUGGGGCUGAUGGAGAGUUAGGAGGAGGAGGAGGAGGAGGGUACUCUGGGGGAAGCAGUGGACAUGGUAAUUAUGAUUCCUGUGGGGGUGGGGGUGGCUCUUACAACAAUGGAAACAACCAGGACAAUGAGUGUUGUUACAACAAGGCUGGUCACGGUCGGGUAAUAAUCACAUUACUAUGAAAAAGAAUACGUGUUAAUUUGAUUGGUAUUCUAAUUGACCGAUAUCUGUCAAUAAGACUGCCGAAGAGAGCGUAAUUAUAAUGACUGUUUAAUC